AUGAGCGUCGGAACGUACAGGGAUGUCGAAGGUCUCUACCUCAGCCGCGUAUUUCACGAGAAGGCAGUCCGUUCGGCUCUGUCCUACGAACCGCAACCGGACGACGUGUUCAUCGUGUCCUACCCCAAUUGCGGCACGACAUGGAUGCAGUUCAUCGCCUACGGCAUCAUUAACAACGGCUUCUGUCCGCAAGACACGAUCAACUUCUUUAGGUCCACGCCAUUCCUCGAGCUCUUGGGCGCCGAAGAAGCCAAGGACAUGACCAGGCCGGGAGCCAUCAAGACGCACCUGCCAUUUGACAAGCAUCCCUACUCCGAACGCGCAAAGUACAUCUACGUCACCAGGAAUCCUUAUGACAGUUGCGUCUCCUUCUACUACCACACCGAGAACUUCCCGGCGUACGAGUUUGACGACGGGACCUUCGACGAGUUUUUCGACUUAUUUGUUCGAGGCAGGGUAGAUUACGGAGACUACUUCGAUCACCUUCUGUCCUGGUACGCGCAUCGGGAAGACCCUAACGUCAUGUUCGUCACUUACGAGGAUCUCAAGAAAGACUCCAAGUCGUGGAUUCUGAAGGUGGUCGACCUCAUCGGAGUAGACUACGGCAAAGUACUCAAGAACCAACCCGCAAUCUUGGAGCGAAUUGUUUCAACCACAAGCCUGGAGUCGAUGAAAAGUACCAAAAAGGGCAUGAAGAACUCGGCAACGAGUGUGGAUGACGUGGAACCCCAAGAUGUACCAGAACCUUUUCGACUGACGAAAGAGUCUUUCGGAGACCUUUCGAAGAAACCAGUGGCUGGUGACUUUGUACGGAAGGGCAUCGUCGGAGAUUGGAGGAACCAUUUUUCACCGAAACAGGUCGAGCAGAUGAAAGAGAGAAUCACUCUAAAGACGAAAGGGAGCGAUGUGAUGACUCUGUGGAAUGACGUGGAUCUCCCGUGA
This is a messenger RNA of Ixodes scapularis (black-legged tick), 942 nucleotides long. RefSeq names its product sulfotransferase 1C2-like. Lineage: Eukaryota; Metazoa; Arthropoda; Arachnida; Ixodida; Ixodidae. Gene Ontology annotation, biological process: sulfation. The record is from RefSeq and is a predicted model, not a curated record. The transcript has a single exon. Gene Ontology annotation, cellular component: cytoplasm. The coding region runs from base 1 to 942 and encodes 313 amino acids. Gene Ontology annotation, molecular function: sulfotransferase activity.